AUGACCACGUCUGAAUCACCCUUCUCUGCUCGAGCGGCGGAAAUAUACGAGCGCAUAUUGUCUGACGCGGCAGAGAAUGUCAAAGCCUCCCAUGAGACCGUGCAGCGCGCCCUUCAGGCAGAUCACAUGGAUCUGGAUGAGAUCGUCAAGGCCUUAGGAGCUUUAAAGAGUGCGGUUAAUGAGGAGCGUCAAGCGCAGUCACGCCAGAUCGUGGAGAUGUGGGACAAGUUCUUGCCCGCCGUACAAGCACGUAAGGACGCAGUCCAAUCUUUUCCCGAAGGCGUUGAACUUGCCCAACUCAACGCCACUCUUGCCGAGUUCGAGCAACAGCUUACCGCCAAGCUACCAGAGGCAACGACACCCGGCCAGGCCGGAGGCUCGUAA
This is a messenger RNA of Peniophora sp. CBMAI 1063, 384 nucleotides long. NCBI's taxonomy places the organism in Eukaryota, Fungi, Basidiomycota, Agaricomycetes, Russulales, Peniophoraceae. The record is from the annotation of a GenBank genome assembly.